Messenger RNA from Prorocentrum cordatum, 5856 nucleotides. Lineage: Eukaryota; Dinophyceae; Prorocentrales; Prorocentraceae. The record is from the annotation of a GenBank genome assembly.
AUGGCCCAGGUCAAGCAGGUUACUACCUACCCCGAGGCUCUCGGCGAGACGGCCAGCAUCCUCUCGCUGUUCGACCCGCUGACCGCGAAGCAGUUCCCGUGGCUGAAGCCCUUCGAAGCGACCAUCUCUGAGCACAAGGGACGUAUGAUCGAGAUUCGGGACUUCGUUAUCGCGAAUCUUCAGGGAAAGACGUCGGACGGCGUGGACAUGAAGGUUGAGGAUAUCAACACCAAGCUGGUCGAGGCUCGCGCGUUCUACGGGAAGCUCACGCAGAUUCGCGACAGCAUGGCAGCGGAGCCAGCAGAGUUUACAUUUUUUGACUCUGCCAACCAAGUUGGCCUCAAUUUCGUGGCACCCAUAUUUUCUGUGAUUGGUUUCAGCAUCGCAAUGCUGGCGCUGGACAUAAUGCAUGUCGUGGACCUUGGCAUCAGCCAGUACCUGUGCGGUGCAGUUCUGUGGAUUCUCGUGGAAGGCAAUUGUGCCAACAGCACCGCUCGCGCAGUGAAGCUGCGGAGCUCGAUCGUGACAGGUCUGCUCCCGAAUUUGAAGAAGUGCGUGAUUGUCCUUGCCGUGGAGUUCGACAGAACCGAGCUAAAUAAAGAGUUCAAAAAGUGGGGGAUCAACAUAAAGUCCUUCCAGGUCGGCACCCACGGGAAAUAUCUUGGGGUAAUGAUCGGCCCGACUGGGCCUGCGGCUUCGUGGCAUCUUGUUCUGGUCAAAGUUCUUUCCAGGAUCGGGCAUAUUAAGACGCUGAAGCUCGGUUUAGUUCAGAACAUCUACGCCUACAACUCGCUAGCUUUCUCGAUCUUGACGUACCUGAUGCAGGUGCUACCGGUUAGGCCCGAGGUGAUCCGAGCCGAAACGAACGCUCUUCAAAGGCUGACCAUGGGUCCGAGGCACGCCAUCCCCACCCUGGUCCUCAAGAACUCCCUGGACUUUGGGUUCCCUGUCGAGCCCCGCAACCUCCAGGCCACGAACAAGGCCGCGAUGUUUCGGAUCGCCCUCCAGAGUUCAGCCUUCGCGAGAGUGAAGGGCGUCCCCGAGUGCUUCGAUCUUCAUGCCCGCGCGGAGCCAGAGGCCGACAGGCGCACGAAGCGCGACCGCGCGUGGCUGAAGCCAGUGGUCGAGGUGCUGGCGACCAACGGCAUCGAGAGUCCGGAGGACCUGGUCAAACUCAACGUCAGGGCCGCGACCUUCCAGCUCAACGGGCUGGUCGAGGGCAAGGUCGCUUUCCUCGAGCGCGCCGUCGCAAAGGCAACCAAGUCCGCCGAGCAGCAGGCAGCUGCCGAGGCCGCGGCGCCAAGCGGUUCACAGGGGCCGGCGAGCGCCCUCCUGCAGGCGCUCCAGGGCGGCCGCAAGCCAGCGGUCCACGUGGACAUCGCCGCAGGCCUGGGCGGCAUGACCUUGGCGGGCUUGCCGGCGUCGUGCUGGCCGUCUCCGCAACUGACCGACUGGGCGCAGGGCCAGGUCAAGGCCGCGGAGAGCAAGGGCAUCGCGAAGCCCUUCCUCUACAUGCCGAUCAAGAAAUUCCCCCCGUUCUACGCGGCGGACAAGAGGCAGCCCGACGAUCCUGAGGGGGAGCGCGGCGUCGAGCGGUCCUUCGCGCAGGAGAUCGCUCGCGGCAUCUGCCAGGCGAGGGGGUGGGCAAUCGUCGCGGCGCUCACCGGUCAGAUGCCGCUCACGGCGUCCAUGGCCCACAAGGAGGUCGUGAUGCAGCUCGCCCUGUCGGCGCGGGCCAUUGGGCGCGCGACCGCGAUCGCCGUCCUCUACGACGAGAUUGCCCGGCGCGAAUGGGCAGACCUUUCAGCGGGCCUGGGCGCCUUCGACGUCGCCGCGGCCGCGCAGUCGCAGAGCGCGGCCACCAUGCUCCGGGCGGAGCGCGAGUGCGACGCCCGCGGGUUCCAAGUGGCGCACGACCGAGCUCCAGCGCAGUCGAAGGGCAAGGCAAAGGGCGCCGGCAGGGACCACAAAGGCGGCAGCGACCACAGCGCCAAGGGCGGCAAGGCCAAGGGCUACGGCAAAGCGCUCGGCCGCCGCGACGCGCAGCCGAAGCGCACGGACGCGCAGUGCGAGUGCAUGGAAGCGUUGCGGUGGAGCGCCGCGCGUAGCCUACGCCAGUGCAUCAAAGAACGCGAGGAGCGCGUUCGGCGCAUCGAAGCCCGGGCGGCGCACUUCGAGGCAUGCCGGGAGGCCGAGGCCGCGAGAAAGGCUGCGCCACCGGAAUUCAGGCCGCUUAUCGCAGGCGCCAACAUUCCACUUUUCAAGGAAUUGGCGCGUGAGUCUGAGUGGCACGACGCAGAGUGCAUCGACUUCUUCUCGCGAGGCGCCCCUCUGUUGGGUAACCUAGAAUACAGCGGCAACGGUCGCGCGCUCAGCCCGGGAGAGCGCGCGGGCGACACUAGCGCUGAGGUAGCCCGUUUGCGUGCCAGCGCGCUCGCGUGCAACGACUUGAUACUUGCAUCAAGUCGCGAGGAUCCCUUCGCCGGCGAGCUGCUCCGUAAGACGCGGGGGGGGGCGGACUUGGGUAGGAUGUCUCCGCCGCGGGUUUUUAGGCCCGACAUCUCCGCGGCCGAGCUUGCCGCUGCUUGGGGCGAAAAAAUUCGCCUGGUGCCCAGGUUUGGGGUCUCGCAACCGAAGCCCGACGGGUCGCUGAAAGUGCGCCCGGUGGAUGACUUCACGCGCUCCAGGGUGAACGGCGCGUGCGCUCCCGCCGAGAAAUUAAGCGUGGAGGGCGCGGGCCAUCUGGUAGCGGUCGUGCGCGCCUUCUUCGAGUUGCACGGCGCAUUUCCCGAGCUGUGGAAAGCGGACAUAGAUUCCGCUUACCGCCGCAUCCUGCUGGCCCCCGCCGAUAGGUGGGCCGCUGUCAGUGUUUUCAAGGAGGGCGGCCGCCUGUGGUGCUCGCAGCACCUGGUCUGCCCGUUCGGCGCGCUAGCAUCUUGCCACGACUGGGGCCGCGUGGCCGCCAUGCUCUCGCACUUCGCAAGGCGGCUCGCCAAGCUGCCAGUUUCGCGAUACGUAGACGAUUAUUUUGCGCCGGAUCGCCCCGGCGCGGCCGACCACGCCAUGCGGUGCUUCGCUCGCAUCGUCAGAGCCGCGCUCGGCAGCGACGCAGUAGCCGACGCGAAGCUGGCGCACGGGGCCCAGCUGGUCGUGUUGGGGCUGCUCUUCUCUUUCUGUGCGCAGGGCGUACACUGCGAGCCAGCGUGCGACAAGCGGCUCAAGUGGUCGUCCGCCAUCCGGCAUGCUUUAGAGUGCGGCACGUUGCACCAGGGUCGGGCGCUGGAAGUGUUCUCGGACAAUUCGGGGGCCGAGAGGUCAGUGGCGCGCGCGAGCGCCCGGGACUGGGAUCACGCAGCCCUCGUCCGCGGCAUUUGGUCUCUCGCGGCGCGCAUGUCCCUGUCGAUGUGGGUGCGCCGCGUCCCGUCCAAAAGCAACAUCUCGGACGGGCCGUCCCGCGAGGUCUACAGUCUCUUGCACCUGCUCGGCGCGCGCCAGGUGCCAGCGGUGCUCGAUGCGCGGUUUCACGCAGCCGAGGCCUGGGAGGCGCUGUGGCUCUCGCCGUCCCGUGUGCUGAAACAACCGGCGCUCGCGCGCGGCGGCCCGGGCGCGCUCGCGCCGGGUGCCGCGUGCGACAGCGCGGCGAAGCGAGAGCUGGCGCGCGCUUACAGGGCCGUGCGCAGCGUGAAAUUGUCACCCGUGCCCACGGGCGGCCCUCGCAAGUCCGUCGCGAGCGGCGCUCGCGGGCCGCCGUCGCCAGUGGCCAUGCAGGACAGCCCGGCCCGCGCGCGAGCUUUGGCAAUCGUCGGCUCGGCGCCGCGUUCCUUCGGGUCCUGGGGGGCUGCGGUCCGGGCGUGGGUGGCUUUCGCGCAGCGUCGCCUCAACAGAGACGGCUGCAGCGCACUGCCGCCGUCGGCCGACGAGGUGUGCUUGUUCGCGCUCGAAUUUCGCAACCCGCGCACCUUCGGCAAUUACGUGGCACAGCUUAAGAAGGCAUGCCAGUUGUUGGGCCGGGACGCGUCGGCCUUUUCGCAUCCUUCGGUUAGGGGCGCCCGCAAGGCCAUCGGGAAGCGGCGCCCCGUGAGGCGGCCGCUGAAGUGUUUCGUCCUGCUCUCGCACUUAUCGGCUAUGCUCGACGUUGUAAGUGCCGACAGCGCGAUGUGCGCGCUCUUCUUGGUGUCCUGGGGGUUCGCUCUGCGCGUGCCCUCCGAGGCCCUCUUGAUUGAGCGAGGCGACCCAUCGGCAUUUAAGGACUUCGCCUUCUCUGACGAAGACCUGCGAAGGCCAGUCGCAAGAGUCGUCAUUUUCUUUUCGGGCGAUUCUGCAACGUUGCAUUUCUCGCGGCGUAAGCACCGCGACGGCCCGACGGUCGCGGUGCGGAAUUCCUGGUGCAAGCAUUCGCGUGCGACUUGCAUUGUGCACGCGGCGCGUAGUUUUUUCGAGGGCAUUUGCGUCGGCUCGCCCGCGUUCCCGCAUAUGCGGCGAGUCGACGGCAGCGGCGUCGUCUCAGUCGCCGUGCCCGUGCAGCGCGCGAUCAGGGCGGCGGCGCGGCACGCCGGCGCACCAAGCGCGGCUUCUUCUACGAGCAGAGCGUUCCGCCGCGGGCACGCGGAGACUAGGCUCACGAUCGGCGCGCACUGCGACCUGCACCCGAGGUUGCAUUGGGUCGCGGCAGGCCUGGCGCGCCCCGACCAGGCGAGCCUGGGCGCUUGCGGCGUUGGGUUCAACGCCCAGGCGCGCGCUCUCGACCUCGAGGCGCUCGCCGAGCCAGAGUUCAAUGUGCCUGCGUCGACCGGGUGUGCUUGGGCAGAUUUCGGGCAGGAAGCCUCUCACUCCACUCCAGGGACCCGCGCCGCUAUGGAGGGCCUGCCCCCCGACCAGGACGCCAGCGCUGGCGGCGGAGCGAGGGCCUCGGGCGAGGAGCCGAGGGCGAAGUGGCCGCGGCCCGAGGGGGCAGAGGAAGCGUUCUCCAACGAGAGCCUCGCAGAUAGCUGCGAUGCAGGUGGGCCGCGCGCCGUGGUCGGCGCUGCGGCAGCGGCCCCUGCGCCCGAGUGGGCUGGCGUGAUCGACAAGGUCAAGGGCGCUAUCGUGGCCAUACGCGCGACGGGCGUGAGGCCGUUCGAGGACAGCCCCGCAGGCGUCUGGCAGGGCACCGGCUUCGUGGUGAGCCUGGAGCGGCCCACGGAGGCGCUCAUCCUCACGAACAGGCACAUCAUCUCGACGGGCCCCAUACGGGCGUGGGCAACGUUCGACGAGCACGAGGAGCUGCCCGCCUACCCCGUGUACCGCGAUCCCAUCCACGACUUCGGGCUGCUGCAGUUCGACGCCACGCGGCUGCGCUUCACCCCGCCCUGCGAGAUCCCGCUGUCGCCGAGCGGCCUCAAGGUGGGCGUGGAGGUCCUCGUGAUCGGCAACGACAACGCAGAGAAGAUCCAGAUUCUGCCCGCGACCAUCGCCAGGGCGGACAGGAACUGCCCCGAGUACGACGACACCAACUACCAGGACGAGAACACCUUCUACGCUGGCGCUGGCUCCAACACCUCAGGCGGAUCCUCUGGCUCCCCAGUCAUCGACCGCAACGGGGACUGCAUCGCCCUCAACGCCGGCGGCGCCAACGAGGCCGCGAGCGCGUACUACCUUCCGCUCGACCAGGUGGUCUACGUGCUUGAGUGGCUGAAGAGCCACCGUGGGGAGGCGCCGCUGCCCCCGCGCGGAACGCUGCUGACGAAGUUCCUCUUCCAGCCCUUCGACAUGCUGAGCAGGUUGGGGUUCACGGAGGAGCCCCCGCUGGUGCUCCCGGGGCAGGGUCUCGUAACACUGAGCAAUGUCGAGUUCUAUCAUGAGAGCCAGCAGCAGUGA